GUUUGUACAGCCGAGUAUAUAGCUUUUUAUUUUGAAAUACGUAACCGGAUAAGGAAAGGUUAAACUUCCGGCUGGAGUAUGUCUACCUUAAUCGGAGAUGUUAAAAUUCACCUGUGCCCGUUAAUGUGUCCCCGGUCGUAUAGUAACCAAACGUUGCAGUUAAUAUGUCUGAAAGGGGGGAGGUUAAUCUUGCUGGCGCUAAGCAAAGUAAAGGAGUGUGGCUCGUCAAGGUUCCCAAAUAUUUAGCUCAACAAUGGGACAAAGCAACAGAGAAAGGAGAAGUGGGAAAGAUUAGCAUUGGAACGAAGCAAGGCAAAAGUCAGGUUUGUUUCAGCCUGAAUGAGGAGCUGACAGCGCUGGGUGCAGUUGGGGAGAAGGAUGGUCCUCUGCAGGUCCCCCGGGAUCAUCCCUUCAGCAUGAGCUCAGUGGGUGGACAAACCUUGGCUGUCUUCAGCCUGGGUGUCAGAGAUGAGAUCAGCCUGGAGGGAAUGGUGGUGCACAAAGCUGAAUGCAGACCCGUCGUCACUGACAACUACAUGAAGCUAAAGAAAGUGCAGAUGAAAGAGUCCUUGAAGCCUCAGCGUUUGUCCCAGCAGCUGGAGAGAGCCAUCACCACCGCCUUCAAGCCGGUGGCCAACCACAACUUUAACGUGGAAUAUGAGAAGAAGAAGAAGUCAGAGGGGAAGAUGGUGAGGGCUGAGCGACAGGUUGUGCUGGACAUGCUCUUCGCCGCUUUUGAGAAGCAUCAGUAUUAUAACAUUAAGGACCUGGUGGACAUCACCAAGCAACCUGUGACCUACCUGAAAGAGAUCAUGCGGGACAUUGGUACGUACAACAGCAAGGGUGCUCACAAAAGCACCUGGGAGCUGAAACCAGAGUACAGACACUACCAAUCAGCUGACGAGGGGGAGGACAUGCAGACGGCCUAAUUCAAGUGGACAUACACUUUUUUUGGGGGGUUUGUUUUUGCUUCAAGUCCAUUUUUUUCCACUUCAAAUUAGGGAAUUCAGUAAAGUUCAUUUCCAAGUU
Molecule: messenger RNA, 1029 nt
Organism: Doryrhamphus excisus (bluestripe pipefish)
Lineage: Eukaryota; Metazoa; Chordata; Actinopteri; Syngnathiformes; Syngnathidae
Product: general transcription factor IIF subunit 2-like
Biological process (GO): transcription by RNA polymerase II; transcription initiation at RNA polymerase II promoter
Cellular component (GO): transcription factor TFIIF complex
Source: RefSeq, a predicted model, not a curated record